AUGGCGUCCGAUGAGGACGGCCAGUUUGACGUCGUCCUCAUCAACGAACUUGGGCCCAAAUUGGGACGCGGCGAGAAGGUAUAUUUUCCAAAUUUUCCGUUCAAUUUUCAUAAAAUUUGAAUAUUAACCACUUCGCCGUUUCAGCUCACCUCAUUAACUGGCGGAACUGAUGUUCUCUACGUCGGAACGUCUUCAGGGCGUAUUAUCGAGCUGAAAUCGGUCAACGGUCAAGUGAAAGCAAGAGAUUGGGUCAAGGUCAGUUUUUUCAGCACCUUUUCAGUUUUCUCCUAGUUCUUGAAUCGAUUGAGUUUUUGAAGGAAUCUGGAGGGUUUAUCAGCCAAUUGGCAUACGACAGCUCGAUUCCAUCUCUUCUCUGCGUUUUCGAUGGCCAUUUUCUUGAAGUUGACGUCUCCAGAGAACCUUUCCAAGUGGUAAAGUUAUACUUUAAUUGACAUCUUUUUUUAAGUUUUUUUCUAAAUAUUUUUCUCAAGUCAGCUGUCAAUUGUUUAUAGAAGUUUAUAUCAACUUUUUUUAUAUAUUCAGAUCGAUCCACCAUUCAAACAACGAAUCAGCAAAUUUUCCAUUGAUUCCAACCCAAACACCCAACAGGAUGGAAUUCUGAAAAUUGCAUUCGUUUUGCAAAAAAGGAUCCAUCUUUACGCCAAAAAGAAGCGCGACUGGAAAAAAGUUCACGAAACUGCUGUCGAAGAGGAAAUCAAGGAUCUAGUCUUCUCCGGGUAAUUUUCCAUACAUUUUCUUCCAAAAUUUUGCUCGGUUCAGACAAAAUCUAUGUUUCUCAACGGCCAGCGAGUACUAUGUGUACAACAUCACCAAGAAGAACUUGAUAAUGGUUCUUCCGGCUGACUCCAACUCUCUUCUGAUGAAUAUUUCUGCAAUUGGAACGGUAAUUUUGUCAAAAUUUUGUGGAACUUUUUGUAAAAAUUUGGGUUUUUCUCUCGAAGUUUCGCAAAUGGCAAUGAUCAUACUUAAGGCGCAAGAUAAUGUAAACAAAUUUUUUGUACCCAAAAUUUUUCCGUCUUUUCUUCCUGUCUUAAUGAAUGAAUCCUGAUUAAAAACCAAUUCUUAGGUGCAAUUGAACAUACGAACCUUUUUUAUUUUCCUUUUCCGCCUCAUUGUGCGCCUUCAAAUUUUCAACAACCCUGAAAAAAAAUGAAUUAUUUUUUGAAAAAAAAGAUUUUCAAAAUUUAAAAUACAUUCCAGAACGAGUUCGCAAUUGGAAGCGGUGACUUGGCAAUAUUCAUAGAUGGACAAGGAAUGGCUACUAAACCGCCACUUUCUCUUUACCGUGGUCAACAUACUGAGCGGGUUAUGAGCGUUUUCAAAUCUCCGCAUGUUUUUUUCCUCGGCAAGGACUCUUUGGAAAUCGCUGAGUAAGCCAUUGUCCCUUUUAUUCACUUGGUUCAAAAUUUGAUUUUCAGCGCAGACACCGGAAAUCGUAAUCAACUGGUUCUGAACUUGACCCAAAAGCUCCACAACAUUGCUGAAAUCGAAGGAGAAGUGUAUGCCAUCAACUCGGUCAAUGUCUUUGGAGUCAGGACUUCCAAUGAGAUUCAGGCGGUGAGUAUUUUCCUGGAACACUGUUUGGCCGUUUUAUAAGUAUACGCGCACAAUUUCCAAAUAAAUCGAAAUCUUCAGUUACCAAAAUUUGAAAUCCAGCCUUUAGUGUGCCACAUAUUCCUCAAGUUUGUAAUAUUAUGUUUUUCUAGAUUUGGAACAACAUGAGCUCGACUGAGCUUGAAGCCGAGCUCAAAAACAUGUCGGAUCUCUACAAAUCAUCGCCGGAUGAGAAGACAGUUUUCGUAAGUUUUCGAAAUUUUCAAAACUCGAAAAAAUAAUGUUGUUUUAGCAAAUGGCUUCCGUACAUGGGAUUCUUGGAAUCCGAGCGAUAAGCGAAGGUAAAUGGGAAGACGCCUUCCGACACUUAGAAGCCAGUGACAAAUCUGUCCAAGAGGUAAACCUUUUUUUAACGUGCUGAUGAUAUUUGUAAGAUCAGGUUCUUUCUCAUUUCGACGUAGAAGACGUUGCGACUUCUAGCGGCUACAAGGAAAAGUUGUUCUUCCACGACUACUUGGGUCAUGUCCUAAAGAACGAAGAAAUUCCUGACGAGCUCAGAAAAGUAAGUUUUGAGAUGUGCUCCUUAGGAUCUCUGUAAUGUAUUUUAUUUGGCUCAUCAAGUAGAUUUCUCGGAUUUUUUAAAGAAAAAUUCUCUGCACCCAAAACUUUAAAAACUGAAUAUCGAACUUUUUGCCAGUUUUGACGGUGGAAUUGUAUUCCUGAGUUUUUUUCAAUUUCCAAGAUUCCAAUGAAAUUGAGAGAGUAAGAUGGGUCCUAACAAAAAUAGAAAAUGACUUAACUCAACGUUUCUUUUCAGUACCUCAAGGCCACCUACCUGAAAAUGGUCUUCGACAACUCGCAAUACUCAACUUGGAGCCCUGAGCAACACCUUAAAAGGGCCGAAAUACUUGAAGAGAAUGGAAACAUCCACCUUGCGGCUCCUCAUUUCCUAUCAGGAGAGCCUGAAGAUGCCCAGAAAGCCGCGGAAAUUUGGCAAAGCCUUAUUGAGAAAAAGUCCGAGGAUGUUUCUGUAACUGUUAAAAAUAUCAUCGAAUGUUUGACCUGGUAAAAAUGGCACUGUUGUCAGUAAAAACUUUAAAUUUUCCAGGCCGAAGAAUAAAAGCAACGUAAAGCCGGUCCUUAAAAUGCUGGUGGCUAGCGAUGGCGCUCAGGAGCUCCUUAAGGUAUACAAAAUCGAUAAUAAAAAUUUAAGAAAGCAAUUUCCAGCUCGUUAAUUAUUCAUCCAAAGAAUUCCGCCGUCAGAAUGAGAUAAUGGGAAUCGCCGUUGCUCUUGAAUACCUGGACAUGGAUGCCUUGAAAGCCGCGGGAUCUUUCACAAGUAAACUGCAUCGGGUUAUUCUCCAACUCAUUGAAGAGAUCAUCCCAAAUGGUAGGAGUAACCUGAUUGGUACAGAAAUAACCCGAGUUUUCAGAUGAUGAAGAAGGCAAAAAUGAGGGAAAAAUAGAGCUUCGGUCGGCCUUGCUUCAAGUCGUCUCAGAAAACUCCCCGGUUCUUGACGAAAUCAAGAAGCAGCUCAGCAAAGAGAAAUCUGAAUUUGAGAUUGAACUAAGCUUAAUAAACUCCAAGGUUUGUAAAAUUUUCUGCAACUUGAAGAUCUUUGACACCGCAAAAAUGGCUUCAAAUGGGCUGUGAGGGCUUAUUGAAAUAAUUUUCGGCCUCAACUCUUAGCGGUUUCCAUGAAGUUACUAUUCUAUGCAAUUUUUUGCUGUUAAGUGAAGAGUUUUGAAAAAUUGGUAGUUCAUAUGUUUCACAGUUUCGAAAACUUAUAUAUGAAGAACAAAUUACAGAUCAACCUGGAUGAUGCGAGAAAGCUAGUUCAAACUCUGAUCAAGCUUGGAGACUUGAAAAAUGCUGGAAUGUACUGCGAACUGAAUUUCGCCAACAAAAGUGAGCUGGUUGUUGAACUAGCCAAGGCAUGUUCUGCCAAUAAAAUGUGAGCAAUUUUAUUACUCUUACCUCAAGAACUUUGAAGUCAUAUAAACUUUUUUGGCGGGGAAAAUAAGAUAAAAUUCUCACAUUCAGAUCGCCUCCAUUGAUAGAGGAAACCUUGCAAACUGUCAUGAACAACGUCGCUCCAAAAGACGCCAAAGAUUCUCAUCAGUGGCUUCAUGUCUGGCAGCAACUUCCGCCUGGUCUCAAGCUCAAAGAAGUUUGAAAAAGUCUAUUUUUUGUGACAACUCGGAUAACUUCCAGGUCAGCAACAAUUUGCUGCGAUCGCUCGAACUUUCUCGGGACAUGCUGAGUAGGGUAAAAUUGGCGGACGCCGCUCAGAAAGCCAAAAAGGGGAAUCCUAAUGGAGACGAGAGCAAAGCGGCUUCGAAGAUGAAACUUGUGAGUUCUCGAAUAAAAUUUCAAAGAUUUGCUGAGAUAUUUCUAUAAAACUUAAUGCUCCUUGGACUUUGAGAUGCCUUCUAUAUCGUAUUUCUGAGCUUCCCAGUACCUGAAAAAUCUUUUUUUCCAGGCGUGCCGUAGAUCAAACUCCCUAUAAAAAAAUAAAUUCUUUACAAAAAUUAAAACGUCAUGGUUUUACUGAAAGGCUGAAGAUCUACAGAUGGAAACUUGUAGCUUUUUUUUUGCUGAUAACGUUUUUGUUUCAGCUUAUAGAUAAACAGUCAAUUUUCAAUUUGAAGGCUGAAAACGACAAUUUUCAGAUUCCCGAGUCAGCACACUGCUCCGAAUGUGCUCGUCCUCUGGACUUUGACUGUGGCACCAUCGCCAUUCGUCCGAAUGGAGACGUCUGUCAUUUCGACUGCGUCCGUCGCCUUGGAAUAGUCUAA
Messenger RNA from Caenorhabditis auriculariae, 4374 nucleotides. The record is from the annotation of a GenBank genome assembly. NCBI's taxonomy places the organism in Eukaryota, Metazoa, Nematoda, Chromadorea, Rhabditida, Rhabditidae.